AAAACCUUGAGAGACAGAGGGCCUUUGAGACUUGGGGUUUAGACUUUAGAGAGAGAGAGAGAGGAGAUGACUAGCGGCAGCGAGGCCAAAGCUGGAAAGGGAUUUAGGGGGAAGAUGGAGCACUACUUGUACAGCGGUGAUAAGAAGCACGUCUUCGCCGGCAUCGUUCUCAUCAGCGCCGUCUUCGCCGUUCCUUGGUACUUCAUGACUCGAGGGGCAAAGCAUCAAUCUCACCAAGAUUACUUGGAAAAGGCUGAUAAAGCAAGGAGCCAACGACUGUCUUCGGGUGGUGCAUCUUCUGCUAAAUGAUGUGAAAGUUUCUGUCAACAUGUAACUUUCAUCUUGAGUUUUUGUGGUUGGAAGGUGCAAGAGGUCUUUUUGUUCGGGGUACAUUGGUUUUCUCUUCACUUUCCUCAGAAGAGGGGCUUCUCAUAAUCCUUAAGGACUACCUAUUUUUGUUUAUGGUAUAA
Argentina anserina (silverweed cinquefoil) is the source of this 470-nucleotide messenger RNA. RefSeq lists its product as uncharacterized. Lineage: Eukaryota; Viridiplantae; Streptophyta; Magnoliopsida; Rosales; Rosaceae. The transcript has 2 exons. The record is from RefSeq and is a predicted model, not a curated record. Bases 67 to 309 code for a protein of 80 amino acids.